AAAAUUCUUCUUGUCUCUAAUUAGUGAGACCGCACGUGACAUCACAUCGGCCAUUUUGUCUAGAACAGAAUAUCCAUAUUGCUUCCUGGUAAAAAAAAUAAAUACACAAUCAUGACAACAGUUUGGGCAGAUCAUCCAAUGGAUGUAAACCUAAACAUGACAGCUAUACACAGUGAGAACAUUCUGAAGAAUGUUGAGAUUAACAAAGAUCGUUUCUUCCAAUUACCAAGUAGCACAGAUUUUCUUCUGUCAAGUAAUUUAAAUGGGUUAUUGCAAUUGAAUGCAUCAAAGUUAGUGGAGAUUGGUCAGUUUAAAACAGGUAAACAAGAUCAAACGUCUUCAAAAAAUUUGGCACCAAGAGCUGAUAUAGUAGAGACGCCAAACAGUAACCACCAACCUUCAGACCAGCUAGUCCAAUCUGUAGGGCCACAAGAAGUGGUUUGUCUAAAAACAUGUAAAAAUGUGGAGUUUGAACCUGAGGAUAAAGAUAAUCAGGAGAAGCCUAUCUAUACAGCAGUGCCAGUUAAUACUCCACAGUAUGUUGGUGGAUUGUACCAGUUGUUGAAUGAGUGUGGUAUUGAAUACAGGGAGGAGACAGUUGUGUCACAAAACAAUGUACAUGUUGAGGAGGUCACCACUGCUUGUCAGCAGUACACUCAAGGACAAAUCAUACAUGGUGACAAAAAUGCAUUGAAAAUGUUGGCUAAAGAUGUGGUCAGUCUGAAGACUGGUACUCAUGGUGUCAUUACAAAUCCGAAAUAUGACUUCCUAUGGAAUCCCAAAUGUUCUGUGAAAAAGCAGAAGAUCCUUGGACGAGGGGGCAAUGGUACAGUGGAACUCUGUAAUUAUAAUAAUGUAGAGUUUGUCACUAAAACAAUCUCCAGAGAUUUCAGAGCCAAUGAAGUGAUGUUCACAAACUGUAUGAGCCAUGAGUUCAUUGUUAAGUCACAUGGAUUGAUAGUGAGAAAUGGAACCCCUCAGAUCAUCAUGGAUUACGCAGGAGACAACCUGUUACACUAUGGUUUAUCCAAAAUGGUGGACGAAAGUGAGAUCUGGAACAUAACAUUUCAAAUCCUGGAAGCCCUUAACUACUUACAUUCUAACCAGAUUAGACAUUUUGAUGUCAAACCUGAGAACAUAGUACUUAUGGAGGAUGCUUUAGGAAACAAAACAUUAAAACUGGCAGAUUUUGGAGGAGCCACUCUAUUCACAGAGGAAGUGGACUGCCUCAGUUGGACUCCUGCUUACAUGGCACCAGAAAUGGACCAGUUUUAUUUAAACAAACAGUUCCCUGGACAAAGAUUGAUUACUACGUCCUGUGGUCAGAUCACAGAGAAAUGUGACAUCUAUUCCUUGGCUUUGUCCAUUCUGUUUCUGUAUGUCAGAGGACACAUCCUCAUCAAACAUAUAACCAAAGGGGUACAGGCAAUGGUGGGCUAUGAGAAAGCUGAUACUGUCAGCAUGAAGAUUGUCAUUAUGAAUGCUAAGAAUCCCAGCCUUGCUGAAAGUCUGAUUCCUCAGAAUGUUGGUAAAGAAAUGAAAGCUGUGUUAGCUGGCAUGUUGAAGGGCAAUGUUGAUGACAGAUGGACAGCUAAAGCUUCUAUGGAUCAAAUGAAAGAACUGUCAUCAGCUUCCCACAAGAGCAUGGAACCUAAAAAGAUAAUCAGAAGAAAGUCCAAAUCCACAGAAAACAAACUAAAGAAUAGCCAGAACAUUAGACCUAAAGUACCCAAACUUGUUAUCGUUACACUCGACAAAACAGGUAGAAAAGUAGGAGAAUAUAAAAACACAGAGCCAUUCACCAUACCAAGGUAUACAAACGGUAACCCCUUAGAAACUGAGGAACACCAACGACCUUUACGUGACCUGAAUAUUGACCUUCAGUUGCAUGUCAUCAUUGAGCAGUCUAACAACGUGAAGGAUGAGAAGAUGAAACAGAUUAUUGAUGAUGAGAAUCGUCCAUUACUGAAAAGGCUGGUCAAACGUAAACUUAAAGAUAAAGUCAACGGAGAGAUAGCUUUCAAGAUGACCAAAAUGAGGGAAGAACUCGAGAGCAGUGGCUCAUCUUCAAGUGGCAUGUCAGUAAACCUUAGUGGACGUGGACAUUUUAUUACGACCCCUACAGAACCAGAAGUUGUUCCUAUGAAUGAGGGGCCAGGCAAUAUCCCAAACUUUGACAUGUUUCUAGAUUGAUCAGAUGUUGUGAUUGUAUUGUUGUGAAUUUUUACUUAAUUUUGUCUUUACAGCUGUACAAAAUAAGAUCUGUAAUAAAUAUUUAUAAAUGAAUGAGAGCAGUUGGAAAAAACUUGUCAGGAAGAAAACAUUAGAUUCAGUAAACAAGUUUUUUGAUAGGUUGUAAAAUAUAUUUAAUGAUCAGUUGUUCUUUUCCAUUUCAUUUCAUUUAGAUAUUGAUAAUUUUGAUCUAAGUCCUUUUCUAUAUUAACAGAACAGGAGAUUUAAACUUCUAUGGUAUACAUUUCAACAGAAUUAUAAAUAGAUUACUAACUGGGAAUUCCUAAUUUAUUUUCUGUUUGGACAAACCAUAGAAAUUUUAAAUAUAAGUUUCAUGUUCCCACUAUUUGGGAUUUCCAAAUAUAUAAAUGUAAAUCAGUUGUGUGUAUGAAACUUGAAGAAUGUGAAAAAUAUUUGUACAUACAAAUGGUUUCUUAAUCUCUUAUUAAAAAAUAUCUGAAAUGGGAAAAUGCUUGAUAUUAUCAAAAUGAAGGGAACCAUUAGAAUGAAAGAUAGCAUUGUAUUAUUGUACAUUUAUUUAUAUUGUAUGUAUAUAUGAGAGAAUGUAUUUAUUUUGUUAAAUGUUGAAUGCUUCAUAGAUCUUCAUACAUGUCAUAGAUUCAUUGAUUCUUCAAUUAUUGUAACUAUGGAAACAUGACAUUAAUAUUUUAGUGACUACAUACAACAAAUUGUGUAUAAAUAUUGGCAUCUUGUAUUUUAUCAAAACUUAAAUUGUAUUUAUUAAGAGUGAGAAAAUGGUCCUUACAAAUUAUCAAAGAAAUAGUUUUGUCCUCAAAUAUUUAUUUUGUAGAAAUGAAAUACACAAUGCAUGCUUUUCUUUUUUUUAUUUUUUGUUGUGAAAAAUAAAUUUGCUUGAGAUCAUUGGACACAGUGCAAUGCUUUGUAUACAUUUAAAGAUAGUAAUAACUAUGAUUAUAAUUUAAAUUAUUAUUGCUUUAUAUGUUAAUUGAUAGUGUUUGAUAUACAUUUAUAUAUGUUUUGAGGAUUUGCCUUCUUCAUAUUUUUAUCCAAUAAAAGUUGUAAAUAGAA
Mytilus trossulus (common blue mussel) is the source of this 3282-nucleotide messenger RNA. RefSeq lists its product as uncharacterized. NCBI's taxonomy places the organism in Eukaryota, Metazoa, Mollusca, Bivalvia, Mytilida, Mytilidae. The transcript has 10 exons. Gene Ontology annotation, biological process: mitotic DNA damage checkpoint signaling; protein phosphorylation. Gene Ontology annotation, cellular component: nucleus. Bases 112 to 2193 code for a protein of 693 amino acids. Gene Ontology annotation, molecular function: protein serine/threonine kinase activity; ATP binding. The record is from RefSeq and is a predicted model, not a curated record.